This is a messenger RNA of Parasteatoda tepidariorum (common house spider), 1367 nucleotides long. RefSeq lists its product as uncharacterized. Gene Ontology annotation, molecular function: protein binding. The record is from RefSeq and is a predicted model, not a curated record. Lineage: Eukaryota; Metazoa; Arthropoda; Arachnida; Araneae; Theridiidae.
UAUCUGGCAACGACGGUUCUCUUCCGUGGGCGUGACCAGGCUGUCUGCUACUUAAAUAUCACAUGCGCUAGUAUUAGUUUAGAAUUUGUUUUGGAGUGCUUUUAUGACUUACAAUUCGAAAAUGUUUUAACUUAUAUGAUGUUAUGUAAUUCUAACACGAUUGUACAUCGAGCAAAAAUGAGAGGGGCUUGAAAAUGGGAUCAAUGCCGGGGAAAAAUACGAUGGAUCGAUUUCCCCUCAAAGCUAUGCUUCUUACGUGCUGUAAUUGAAUAAAAUGGCGAGCAUGCAAAGGGAUCACUGGUCCCAUGUGUGGUUGCGGUGCUUACUUCUUAGUCUUUUUUUAUGCCGGAAUGUGGUCCUUCCCGAAGUUAAUAAAAAUCUUCAGAUGUCUUCACUGUGUUUAAGUAAAUCUGAACCAACAUCAAGGAGUGAAAAUAUAAAUGGAGGAGCAGUGCUGACAUCCAAGAAUGAGCUGAACAUGAAGUGCGUUGUGACAUUUUCUACUGACACAAUAUUGCAAAGGUUCAUGCUACGAUUUGAACACCUCGCUUUAGACUGCAAUGACCAUCUCUAUAUCUUUGAUGGAGGACAUGAAUAUGGGAAUCAUGAGUUUGAUCUUUCAUGCCGAAGCACUCGUACUGAUGUAGGAACCAUUUUCACUUCAGGAAGUUACGUAACGUUAAAGUACAUUACCGAUGCUCGUAGUCAUGCAGGAAAUGGUUUUAAACUCAUCAUGACAGCAGUGAAAAAACCAAAUGCUGCCUGUCAAGCAUUUCGUUGUCUCAAUGAUCUUUGCAUUUCUCAAGACUUGCGUUGUGAUGGUAUUAAUCACUGUGGAGAUAAUAGUGAUGAAACUAGUCAAGCAUUAUGUGGUGAUGAAACUGCUACAAAUCAAAUAAUGGGCCUCAACUUUGGAACAUUUGUGUCCCUUGUGCUUGGAACAUUUCUACUCUGCUGUGUGUGCAUUGUUGGAGUUAUAAUAUGUGUUUUCCGUAAAGAGCAGCAACAACGGCAGCUUGAAACAGAGGCGCAGUUCAGCGGAACUCCCCAUUCCAUGGUCAUAGGCCAGCAGCCAUAUUCUACCCAGCCCACAUUCAGCACCUCUCAGCUGCAGGAGAAGCCGCCUCCUUAUCCGGGAAAUAUGUUCCUCCAUCAGUCACAGCAACAGCUGGACGGCACUCGAGGAGGAGUUUAUUAUCAUGCAAAGUAAAGUCAGGCCGCAGGCGACCUCAGCCUCCUAAAAAAGAAUGGCUAGUUUGACGACUACAGUGCACAGCUGAAAUUAUUAUUAUUUCUUUUUUUAAGCUACAGUCAAUUUUGGGUAAACAAAGUUCAAUCUAUGGAUAAAAUAUUUUAAAAUGCCAAAA